This is a messenger RNA of Drosophila sechellia, 2580 nucleotides long. It is a transcript of the gene Fit2, whose product is annotated as Fermitin 2. Gene Ontology annotation, molecular function: integrin binding. The coding region runs from base 326 to 2473 and encodes 715 amino acids. Gene Ontology annotation, biological process: integrin-mediated signaling pathway; cell-matrix adhesion. The record is from RefSeq and is a predicted model, not a curated record. The transcript has a single exon. Gene Ontology annotation, cellular component: cell-substrate junction. NCBI's taxonomy places the organism in Eukaryota, Metazoa, Arthropoda, Insecta, Diptera, Drosophilidae.
UCGAUACCAGCGCGAGUGGGUAAACCAGUCGGUUCGGCGCUUUCUUUUUCAAUGGACUGAAUUUUCUUUAAUUGCUCUAUUUACGCAAGCGAAACGAAUCGAUGCAAUUGCCCGGAUCCGGAAACAUUGCGAUAUAGUCAACGCAAUUGCAGUGAAUUUUCGACCCGUGGAUUGCGUCACAGUGCAGAAAAUGCGAAUUUGACAACCAUCUGUGCGCCGAUCGGUGGAAAACUCUCGAUUUUGCAGUGGGCGCCCCACCAAGGACGACCUAGAAACGCCCCAGACGGGCAGCAGAAAGUAGGACAGGUGACAUCACAGCAGAACCAUGAUCCACGUCGGCGAGAACUCGUGGAAUCUGCGGAUCUUCAUCACGGAUCUGGCGCUGGAGAAAACGAUGCGCGUGCGCGGUGACCAACACAUUGGGGGCAUCAUGCUGCAGCUGGUGGAUCCGGAGAAUCCCAAGGACUGGUCGGAUCAUGCUCUGUGGUGGCCGGCGCGAAAUGUUUGGCUCAGCCGAACCAAACUGACCCUGGAUCAGUGCGGUGUCCAGGCGGAUAGCCUGCUGCACUUCACGCCCAUGCACAAGAUACUGCGGGUUCAGCUGCCGGAUUUGAGGUACUUGGACUGCCGGGUGGAUUACUCCGUAAAGACGUUCUCGGCGGUGGUUAAUCUAUGCAAGCAGUUGGAUAUCCGCUAUCCGGAGGAGUUGUCCCUGUGCAAACCUCUGGAAGCGGAGCACCUGAAGCGUAACUUCGCCCAGGUGCCGCAUCAGAAGCGAGUGCCAAUUGCUGAGCCAGAUGGUACCACUUACCUGCAGCCUGCUGCGGACACCAACUCGUUUGUGCCCAUCAGCACGUCGUUUCAUGGAGAAGGCGGAAGCACGGACAGUCUGGACAAGCCCUCUGCACCGGGAUCCUUCUUCUGUGCUCCUCUAUCGCCGCACAAUCACCGAGCCCGCUCUCCAGUGCGCGCCGCAUCACCUUUUCCAGGCACCUGGAAACAGAGCCAGCUUGCCUAUGCCACGUACGAUUCAAGCUCCUCAAGUCUUGGAGAUUUCCAGGAGAAUUUGGCCAGCUCUCCUCCCACCCCAUGCGCGGAUGUGCGAGCUCUUCAGCUGCGCCCCAAGUCGCUGGUGGAGAAGGCGCGCCUGAAUGUGGGCUGGCUGGACUCGUCGCUGUCCAUCAUGGAACAGGGCAUACGCGAGUACGACACGCUGUGCCUGCGCUUCAAGUACUUCACCUUUUUCGAUCUAAAUCCCAAGUGCGACCAGGUGCGCAUCAAUCAGCUGUACGAGCAGGCCAAGUGGAGUGUGCUGAACGAGGAGUUGGAUUGCACAGAGGAGGAGAGCCUUAUGUUCGCCGCCCUCCAGUUCCAGGUGAACCAUCACGUAGAUCAUACACCCCAGGGUGUAGCAGUGGACUCGGGCAUUGAAACCUCCAGUCAGGAGAAUGAUAACGAAGACGAGAUUGAUUCGGCACUCAAAGAGCUACAGAUUACGCUGGAGGGACCGGAUUACGGCGGAGACUCGCGGAACAUUACACGCAUACCGGAGCUCUCUGACUAUUUGCGUUACCUGAAGCCGCAAAGGUUCACGCUGCGCGGCUAUAAGCGCUACUACUUCACCUAUCGGGAUCUGCAUUUGCAUCUGUUCAAGAACGCCGAAGAGUCGCGACGUGUUGCGCCUGUCAUAAGCAUCAACCUGAGGGGCUGCGAAGUAACUCCGGAUGUAAACCUAUCCCAGGGAAAGUAUGCUAUCCGGCUGGAGGUCUCUCCAGAUGGUGGCCACGGUACCAACAGCGAGGUGUGGGUGCGCUGCGAGAACGAGCAGCAGUACGCCAAGUGGAUGGCUGCCUGUCGUUUGGCGGCCAAGGGAAGAUCCCUGGCGGAUAGCUCGUACGAGAGUGAAGUGGACAGCAUACUCUCGCUACUGCAGAUGCAGCGACCUGCACACGGAGUUCAUGUAAACAUCGAUCCUCGCUCUGUAGAAGCAGUUGAUUAUCUGUCGCCCAAGAUCCUCCGCAAGCUGUCCAACAAGGCAGUCCAGCGGAUUCUCGAAGCACAUGCCAACGUUCGGGAGCUGAAUGCUUUAGAUUCAAAACUGAAGUACAUCCAAGCCUGGCGGUCGUUACCUGACUUUGGAGUAAGCCUGUUCAUCAUCAAGUUCGACGGGCAUCGGAAGGAGGAGCUGCUCGGCGUGGCCCACAAUCGCAUCAUGCGCAUGGAUCUGAGCUCGGGGGAUCACAUUAAGACCUGGCGAUAUAACACCAUGAAGGCGUGGAACGUCAACUGGAACAUUAAGUGCAUGAUGAUUCAGUUUGAAGACGAGAAUGUGGUCUUCUCCUGCCACUCGGCGGACUGCAAGGUGGUGCACGAAUUCAUCGGUGGCUACAUCUUCAUGUCAAUGCGAUCCAAGGACAACAACCAGACCCUGAACGAGGAGCUCUUCCACAAACUUACCGGCGGCUGGUCCUAGUACCAUUUGUUGCUCGAUCUUAAUGGCAACCAGUUUCAAUUGUUCGAAUUUUGUUAAGAUAAACCACUGUUUUAACUGAUAACCAACUGAUAGACUCACAACUUCAA